Salvia splendens (bonfire salvia) is the source of this 1953-nucleotide messenger RNA. RefSeq lists its product as uncharacterized. Gene Ontology annotation, molecular function: protein binding. The coding region runs from base 575 to 1840 and encodes 421 amino acids. The transcript is spliced from 2 exons. Lineage: Eukaryota; Viridiplantae; Streptophyta; Magnoliopsida; Lamiales; Lamiaceae. The record is from RefSeq and is a predicted model, not a curated record.
UAAAAAAUCAAAUAAAUAUUAGUUUAAAAUUUUAAAAAUAGAUUACUUUCUUAGAACAUAAACGAACCCUUAACUUAUUGCUGGAGAUGAUAUGUAAAAUCUCAUAAAUUCGUUCAAUAUAUUAAAAUGGCAUAAAUAUAUUAUUGUCCAUUUUUAUCGCCUAUAAUGACAACGAUUGAAUACUAAUGUCAAUACUGUAAACUGAAUUUUCUUCUUCAAAAACCAAAAACCCUAUCUUCCUUAGCAGAUCGUCUUUUGCGCCGACACAAAGAAAGGUACGUAACGCUUGUUUCUCAUCUUCAUGCAUAGGGUUUUCUUAUUCUUAUUAACACUACUUUUCUGGCUCAUCAAUAGAAUAGAUUAUAUAUUCAAUUGUCCGGCUCAUAAAUAGGAUAGAUUCAGGAUUCAUGCUGUUCUUAUAGCUGAUUUCAUGGUGCCUCUACUUUUUCCCACCGGCUCAACCCUCGUUUAUGUUCUUAGGGCUAAUUUCAUUUAUGAACUUGAAAUUUAUUAAUCCAUAUAUUGUUAUUUUAAUUAACUAAUUCUCAUUGAACAGAACAGCAUAUAUAUAUAUAUGGGGGGCGAUCUACGGUUCAUGAUUUUGAAGUACUUACCUAAGUGUAUCAACUACUAUUGUUUUGACGAGGUGGAUUUGAAGGAUGGCGCUGAAAUUAAUCUAGUAGAAUUAGAAUUUCAAGGAAAUUGUCUGCAUAAAGACAUUCCGGCUUACCCUGGAUUUGUUUGUAUCGGUGAUGCCUUGUUCAUGGCCGGAGGUGUCUUCUACGACGUCCCACAUCCCACUUUUUUCAAACAGAUAUCUCCAACAAACUACUUGUCAACUGCGCCACUACCUGUUGUUGGUUCAUCACCUGUGACUUGGACUCGUAGCCCCACUAGUAUGGAUUUAGCCCGAGCCGGCCCCAUGGUAGCCCCAUUACACGAUGGCAGGAUAUUCAUCUGCGGGGGCACUCCUAUAAGAAGUAGUUGGGUUGAGAUCUACGACCCCAAGACAGGCCAGUUCCUCCCUAGGAAAUUGCCUGCCCACAUCAAGCGUAUUCCUAUAGCAAGAUCUUGCUUUCAGUGGACCAAAGAACUGGUUAUGAUAUACUAUGAUAGAUGGGUUUACACCGAACUAGAAUUCAAAGACGAACACCCCAUGUCCUGCGACAUCGAAGGACAUCAACCCACACUCCUCCAGUACAACUUGGUUACAGACAAGUGGAUAGUCUUUGCAGAUAACAUCCCUCCCCCAAUAGAUGAAAUGAAUAAGAGGAACCUCAUCUAUGUGGGUGGAGACCUUCUAUUCAGUAUCGACUAUUCAUAUAGUUGGUUGGUCUACGAUCUGUCCUCGAGGAAGGUGGUGGGAAACGUGAGUGUGAAGCUUCCGGGUGCGAAGAUUUCGGGUGCGAGGGUUAUUGAUGCUUUCUAUGUUGGCGGCAAGACUGAUGUUAAAAGUACUAGUUGGUUCUUCUACGUAUUCAUGCCUAAUGUGAUUAAACACCAGUUUCGUGGUGUUCAAUAUGCCAAGGUCGAAGUAGUCCAACGCAAGGACGGGGAUUUGUAUGCUACAGUUCACAUGAACGGUGUCUUGGGAAUCUCUCCCUAUUCCGACAUCUACAUUAUUGCAAGCUCUAAGAGAGAUGCAGAGGAGGACAUGUUGGAGGCAAGCACAACCAGCUCUAAGAGAGAUGCAGAGGAGGACAUGUUGGAGGCAAGCACAACCAGCUCUAAGAGAGAUGCAGAGGAGGACAUGUUGGAGGCAAGCACAACCAGCUCCAGCUCUAAGAGAGAUGCAUUGUUGGAGGAGAGAGGGAAAGAGAAGGUGAUGAGAAGUGAAUGAAAGCCUGCUGGGAACUAGUAUAUUAUUAAUAUAACUAUAUAUGUAGUUAUGUAUGAAGGAGAUUUAUUUUUGACGUUUCCCUAGCUGUCACUUAUCACCUUUUGGAUGAUGAA